Suillus clintonianus is the source of this 1440-nucleotide messenger RNA. RefSeq lists its product as uncharacterized. NCBI's taxonomy places the organism in Eukaryota, Fungi, Basidiomycota, Agaricomycetes, Boletales, Suillaceae. The record is from RefSeq and is a predicted model, not a curated record. The coding region runs from base 1 to 1440 and encodes 479 amino acids. The transcript has 5 exons.
AUGACAAGCACCCGUACCCGGACCCACCGCCCACCCCUUGCACCAUUGGACCCUUUAACACUGAAACCACAAGCCCCAUUCAUCAAGUAUCACCACUCUCCGACAGAAGUACCAAUAAACUCAGUCGUCGAAUGUUCCCUCAGUCCCGACUCACCUCUGGACAGCCGUUCUCGGCACGGCGUCCCUGCACUCAUGUACCGCACACCCCUCACACACCACCGCGCACUCCCGCUUAAACGACUAAGACAAUGCCAGAGUGCUGAACAGGACGACAUCGACGAGAUUGUGCGCUUCCUGAAGCGAGUCUUCCGGUGUAUAAUGCAUGUGUACCAGGUGAUGUCGGUGGUUGCAACAUCGGUCUUUCAUGCAACGAUGGCCACCGUUCAAUGGUUUGCUGUCGUUGCUUUUGUGAUUGAGGUGAUGAUGAUGACCAUGAGUUCUCCCUCCGUGCGGGGUGAUCAUGGAGGUGGCUUCAUAGGCCCGAUAGUCGAGCAGCUCACAUCAACAGUAACUGCGACUAGUCACGUGGAGACUUCUCCUGCAUCACGUUCCGGCGCUAGCGAAGCAGUGGCUCUGAACUUCCUAUCUGAGCAAAUCGAUCAGGCACAUAAUUUAUUGACAUUGGUCGAGGGACUAGGUGAUGAGGCAUUUUUUGCGCAUCAUCAUACCAAUGUGCAACGUUUUCUGAGCAGGUCGAGGGGUGACCCUCCACCUGGAGGCAGCAAAACAGAAGUCGAUUUGACUGUCGAUUUCAGAGGUCUUGCCUCCACAUUCAUUCAGACCCUGUCCCCGCACGGUUUCAUUGGGAGAACGAUCUCUCAUGCCCUAGACGAGGUGACAUAUCAUUCCAAGCGCAGUCAAACGGCCUUUCUUAUAAGAAGGAGUGCCGUCCGAGAAUCACGUCUAGAUAGCGUAUACCUACUAGCGUCUUCUAAUCUGCUUCUCGAAUACUCGUCCAUCCUAUCAAAAACGGAGAGCAUCAUACCCGACGUGGAAGCACUUCACCACCAGCUAUCACGCAAUCUCCCAGAAGUUUUGGUGAGCAUGCAAAGUCGCCAAGCAGCUGCUUCAAGGCGCUCGAUAUGGGGCAUCUUUGCGAGUCAAAGACUAGAUCCCAGAGCUGUUGAAGAAGAAAGCCUAGAAGCCUUUGUUGCGGGCUUGGAGGCUGUCAUUGUCAACUUACGACAGCUCAAAGCUUACCUGGAAUGGAUCGCAAACCAAUUAAGUCAACGAAAUCUUUCAUCAAGCGCCUCGAUGGCGUCAUCAUCUAAUGAGCGCUCCUGUUCAUCUGCGCUUAGGGAUCUGUUAGAUCGCGCAAGCAGAGCUUCAACGAAAUCGAGUCGUUGCUGCCGUUGCCCAGACUCCAUGGACUCGCCUAUUGCUCCGGCAAGGGUGGAAUUUAAUAUCCCUGGCAGUCGCACGCUGCCAACAGCGAGCUGA